UGCUCUAGGAUAAGAUGCACAAUGAAAGGACUCACAUAAUUUUAGUCUAUGUUAAGCUUUCGUAAGGAGAUUGUCUCACAGCUUUGACUCUUGACAGACCAGAUUCUUGGCGGCACGUCUUGGUUUAGUCAGUAGGUGAGCAAAAUGGGAAUUCUGAACCAAUACUUGGUUCUAAUCUUACUGUGGGCGACCCAAGGAUUGUCUCAGUACAAUGAAUAUGACUAUGAUACAGACUAUGGUCCUGAACGUGAAGAUGAAUUCCCUCCACAGUUCCAGUUUCCACAUCCUGUUGACUAUGCUGUGCCACAUUUCCCUUAUACAAAUGACUGUGCUAGAGAAUGCUACUGUUCUCCAGCGUUCCCCUUAGUCAUGCAUUGUGAUAAUCGGAAACUCAAGAUUAUUCCCCAGAUCCCAUCCCGCAUUCAACAGCUCCAUCUACAGUACAAUGACAUUGAAGCCGUGUCAGCAAAGUCAUUCGUCAAUGCUACAGGUCUGACAGAAAUCAACCUGAGCCACAACAAAAUUAAGUCAAACAAAAUCGAGUUUGGUGCAUUUGCAAAGUUGCCUCAUCUUUCUCAACUUUUCUUACAUCAUAAUGAUUUAGAAGAGAUUCCUUCACCUCUGCCCAGCUCUACUGAGAGGCUCUUUCUUGGUUUCAACAUGAUUAACAAAGUAAGAGAGAAUGACUUCCAAGGCUUAGUAAACCUAACCAUGUUAGAUCUUUGUAACAACCAAAUAGAUUUUAUCAAAGGGAAGACUCUGACCAAACUUAAGAACCUCAUGCAGUUCAACAUUUGCAACAACAAACUGCAUUCAAUGCCAGUAAAACUUCCAGCAUCACUCAUGUAUCUGUCAAUGGAAAAUAAUUCAAUUUCUGAAAUCCCUUCUGACUAUUUCAUACAUCUUCCUAACCUUUUAGCUAUUCGAAUGUCACACAACAACUUGAAGAAUGUCCCAUUAAGAAUGUUUAACCUUCCCCAUCUUAUGGAACUAAACUUGGGUCAUAACAAACUACAGAAUGUCUUCUAUAUUCCUAGAUCACUGGAGCACUUAUAUCUUCAAGACAAUGAGAUUGAAAGUUUAAAUAUCACUUUUAUGUGCCCAGGAAUUGAUCCAAUAAACACAAACCGUCUGACCUACCUGCGUGUUGACCAAAACAAGUUAAAAGGACCUAUAAGCACCUAUGCCUUCCUUUGUUUUCCACACAUACAAAGUAUUUACUAUGGUGAACAGAAGUAUGAUGGUAAUGAAGAGCCACACCUACAGAUACGGGUGAUUCCCCCGUUCCCAAUGGCAGAGAAUGACGAGGAUGAUGAUGAUGACCGGGAUGAAGGCCCACGAUACCAUGCAGGGUACCAUCCGGAAUAUCGUGCACAUGAACAUGGAGAAUCAGAUGAGGACUUUGACGACUACUCAUAUUAACCAUCAUGUCAAUAUGCUACUUUAAAAUCAUAAACCCAUCCCCAUUAGAUACCACACAGUCCCAUUAGGUUUCAAACUGAAUUUCUGUUAUCUCGUUAAUACUUUAAUAGUCAUCAGAGGCUGGGACUUUCAAAUUUGACAGCAGGGCGUUGUGCAAGGACACAUACAGAGACUAAAGCAAUCCAACUAGGUGAAAGGGCUUUUCAAGUUUUAUUAUGGAUUUGACAUAGUUAAUAAUAUGUUUAUACUUCUCUAGGUAAUCCCUUUUUUUUAUCACUUAUGAUUCUACUGCAGAAAUGUCAAGAUUGUAUGCAUGAAACCACCUUUCCAAUAUCCCAGGCAUAUAUUUAUUGAUUCACAGUUUAUCAUAGGGACACCUAUCAGUAUUGUUCAUGCAUAUUUAUAUUCUAGUCUUACGAGUACACAUUGGAUUUAGGCACUUGUGCUGGUACAUGGGCACAAAGUUAUGGUUCUUUUUUUGUGCAAAAGUCAUAGAUUGCUUUGCUACAUAUUAUUGAGGGGAUAUGUAAAAGUUGGGCAAUUUUAUUCUUUGUUCCAGAAGUGCAAUAUACACAUAUUUACAAAUACUAACUUUAAAUAAACAGUUUAAAUAAACAGUUGGACAGCUAGCAUUGCAUACAAAAGCAAUUAAAGCUUCCAGGGAUGGAUUUUUUUACUAGCCAUGUUCCACCACACCUUUUAUUUAACUUUUAGUC
Molecule: messenger RNA, 2138 nt
Organism: Pelobates fuscus (common spadefoot toad)
Lineage: Eukaryota; Metazoa; Chordata; Amphibia; Anura; Pelobatidae
Gene: OMD
Product: osteomodulin
Exons: 3
Coding region: 145-1422 (425 amino acids)
Molecular function (GO): protein binding
Source: RefSeq, a predicted model, not a curated record